GCCCCAGCCCUGUUCUCUCAGUGCAGGCUGUACCUCUGAACCAACAUGAAGCUACUGCUCGGAGACCUGUGCCUCUGCUUGGUUGUGGCUCUCUCGCUCUUCUUCCCUGGGAGCAGAGCAAGUCAUCACUGGACAUUUCGGGUGCCUAGGAGCUCGGGUCCACCCGACCGAUGUGACGGACUUGGAUUGGAUGCAGUCACUAUAAAUGAUCAUGGAACUGCUUACUAUUUCAGGAAUGAGUUUGUUUGGCCGGGGUUCCGGGCGUCACCCCAGCUCAUCCGCAACAUCUGGCCACAGCUGCCCACUCACCUCGACGCUGCCUUCCACAUACAUGAUCCCGUCCACCCAGAUUAUCACAACAGGACCUUCUUUUUCAAGGGGAGCCAGGUCUGGCAGUAUUUGGGCAACACUCUGGAAGGCACGUUCCAGAUCCGUGACAAAUUCCCGGGAGUUCCGGACAACCUUGAUGGAGCAACAGAGUGUCCCCAGGGAGAAUGCAUAAGCGGUUCCAUUCUGUUUUCCAAAGGAGACACCAUGUACGUGCUGGAUCUGAGCACCAAGACGCUGAAAGCAAAGAGCUGGCAAGGAGUCCGUGGCUGUUCAGCUAUGAUGCCAUGGAUCGACAGAUAUUACUGCUUCACAGGAACAACCUUCACUCGUUUCAACCCCACCACUGGGGAAGUUCCUCCGGGAUACCCGAAAGACAUCCGUGAUUACUUCUUCAGAUGUGAAGGCCGAGGCCACUGGAGCGGGAACACCACCAUUGACAAGAACGUCUUCAACCUCUGCAGCAACGUCCCCUUCGAUGAGUUUGAUGAGGAUGAGCUGGGGAGGGUCUACGCCUUCCGAGAUAAUUGGUACUUCCGGAUAGACAUGAAGCAAACGGGUUGGCACCCCUUGCCCCUGAACUCGAGUUGGACGUCCCUGCAUGGGAAGCUGAAUGGAGCGUUUAGCUGGGACAAGAAGAUGUACUUCAUCCAGGGAUCGCAGCUCUACAUCUAUAAAGCAAUUGCAGGAUACAGUCUGAUUGAAGGAUAUCCCAAACAAGUCAGCAACGAGCUCGGAAUUUCUGGCAUUCAAGUUAGCGCCACCUUCAUCUGCCCAAAUACGUCCCUGCUCUAUGUCAUCUCAGGGAACCACAUGUGGGUUAUUGAUCUGAAGCAGAGCCCCAGGGUGCCGGGUGACGGAGUCCGCAUUGGCCACCCGCAGGUGGAUGGUGCAAUGUGCAAUCGUAGGGGCAUCUAUCUGUUCAUUGGCACCCAGUACUACCAAUACAACUCUCCGUCUGAGCUGAGUGCGUGGAAUAACCUUCCAGAGCCACACAGCAUCAAGGAUGACUUUAUGCAUUGUUCGCGCAGAGGGACUCCAUCCCACCAUCGCUAACGGUGUCUGUCAUAGGGUCUGAUUCUGCAACAGCUCCCCUCCACACCGGCACGGUACAAGUAUCCAGGACACCAGAGUGACCUGUCCCCGGUUCACGCCAGGGUCACCAAGAUUCCAACGGCUUUGUGACCGAUUUAUUUGAAUAAAUUCAGCUCUGAGCAAA
This is a messenger RNA of Mobula hypostoma (lesser devil ray), 1546 nucleotides long. RefSeq names its product hemopexin a (gene hpxa). The coding region runs from base 46 to 1383 and encodes 445 amino acids. The record is from RefSeq and is a predicted model, not a curated record. The transcript is spliced from 10 exons. NCBI's taxonomy places the organism in Eukaryota, Metazoa, Chordata, Chondrichthyes, Myliobatiformes, Myliobatidae.